UGAGACGUCAUCAUACUAUUAAGAUUGCUCUAGAAUUCUGUGUUGUAUCUACUCCUAAAGAGCAUUAGCUUUGUGCUUUGUAUUUUAACUCUUUGUUGCUAUAAUACAAAUUGAGCUCUCUUUUGGAGUGUGGAGUUUUUCCCAGAAAGGGUUUUCCCACCUAAAUAUGCUAUUAUGGUUUUACUUGUUUAAAUAUGAUAGGUACAUGUGCACCUAAUCUACAAUUGUUUAAGGGUUUGUAAGAUUAUUUUUGCAUUCACUCACCUGAUUGAUUAGCAUUGGAAGCCUUAUUGUAUACUUUCCUUUCACCCUUAAUUUAUUGGUGAAGUUGAAUAUUGCUCAAUAAGCCCACCAAAGAUCAAGUCUUGCUGAGUGCAAGACCUUGACAUCAUAAGUAUGAGGCCAAUAUCAUGCCGUAGACAAAUUUGGUGAAGUAUAUACCCCUCAAUAUUUGACUCUUAGCCAAAGAAGUUUCAACCUAGAUGCUUGUUCUUCUAAUCACAUAACUUAAUCGCACAAAUUUCAACUUAAAAACUUGUAAUCCUAAUCACAUAACAUAACAAAAAAAUUUUAGCCUAAAAGUUUGUGCGCCUAAUCACAUAACUAAAAGUUAUAUGGGAAUGAUAAAAAAUCCUCCCACAAAAAUGAGCUAUUACUAUGAUAAAAUCCUCUAAUCUAAUGCUGCAAUUAGAUACUUAAUUACGUGCCUACGGAAAAAAUGUAUAGUAUUUCUACUAAAAGUCUAGAAGCACAUGUAUUCUGUCAGAGAAAACUGAAAAGGCUGUAACUCCAUUGACGCCCAGUAGUACACGGAGAAGAAAAUGUCCCUUCUGUAAUAAACCCUUCAAAACUUGAUAAAGUACGCUCCCCUGACUUGCUUUCCUAGCUUUAUAUGUACGCCAACAUAUCCCUAACCUGCACUUAAGAUCAUUACGUAGCAUUGUGCUCUUCACAAAUGUGUUUACGACCAUAAUUUUACAAUCUCGCAUCAUUCAGGGCCACUUUCUAUCCUAUGUUGCUGCCCUUCUGCAUUUUUGGCAAUAGUAGUGAAUUACAGUCCCUCCAAUAGUCAAUGGAGUUUUAUUGUUGGGUAUUUGCAGAUGAUGACUGCUACAUGUAUACAUACUUGGUGGCAAGCUGAUCUUGUGCAGAAUACCUGGAAGGAAAAGUGGUCUGGUUUUACGUUUGGGCGGCUUCUCUGUCUGCUCUUUAUUUUUGUGGAUUACCAAAUCUGAGAACUUGAGAAGGAGAUGAGAAGAAAGCACGGGGCAAUUGGGCGGUGCGUACAACACAACAUAGUCAUUUGAAUUUGCUUGUCGAUUAUGUCAAGUAAUAAGACAUUCUUCUUUAGCUAGAGCUAAAAGUCUUUCUCAAAAGUGGCUUAUGGGCCCCUCUACAUUAAACCAAAAGGCCGCUCAUUAAACCAAAUACGUGUGUAGCCGUGCAGUUAUUGGUCUUACUCUUCAGCUAGCUUUUUGCUUUGCCCUUUGCCAAAAUUCUGGGUUAUUGGGUUUGCUUUGCAAUUACCCAGCAUUGGCAAAAAUCUGCGAGGAUUUGAGCAAAGGGUUUUAAAAAAUAGUUGUUUCUUCAUCUGUUUCGGGUUUAAGGAUUCCAAACAUUAGUUCGUACUAGUCUAUGUUUCGAGUCAUGGUAUCCAGGUUUUUAGCGGGGUUUGCUCUGUUUAUCGCAGCUUAUGCUUGCUCCAAUGGAAACUGCCAGUUGCUGAGUUCGUGCUCUAAUGCAAGGGACUGUGGAUCUGGUCUCUACUGUGGUUCAUGCCCAGCUGUUGGCGAGUACAACCCAGUUUGUAUUCGAGGGCAAGCUAACAGAGUAACUUCUGUAGUUAAUGGCUUGCCGUACAACAAAUAUUCAUGGUUAACAACCCAUAAUGCCUUUUCAAUACUUGGGGAGCCGUCUUAUACUGGAACUCCAAGAGUUACAUUCUACAACCAGGAAGAUACUGUUACUAAUCAGCUAAAUAAUGGUGUGAGGGGAUUCAUGCUGGACAUGUAUGAUUUUCUGGAAGAUGUGUGGUUAUGCCAUUCAUUUGAAGGACAAUGCUACAACUUUACUGCAUUUGAACCUGCAGUCAACACAUUGAGGGAAAUAGAAACAUUUUUAACCUCCAAUCCAACAGAAAUUGUUACAAUUUUUAUUGAGGAUUAUGUACAUGCCCCCAAAGGUCUUACUAAGGUGUUUAGUGAAGCGGGGCUAUCAAAAUAUUGGUUCCCAGUGUCUAAAAUGCCCAAGAGUGGGGAAGAUUGGCCGACUGUGACAUAUAUGGUAGCCAACAAUCUGCGUUUGGUUGUGUUCACUUCCAUGUCCUCAAAGGAAGCUUCCGAAGGCAUUGCAUAUCAGUGGAGAUAUGUUGUUGAAAAUGAGCCUGGUGAUAGCGGAGUCAGGUCUGGGUCCUGUUCAAACCGAGAAGAAUCAACCCCAUUGAAUUCAAAUGCAGCUUCAUUGUUUCUGGAAAAUUACUUCACUACAAUUCCUGAUCAAAGUGGAACCUGCAAGGAUCAUUCUUCUGCACUUAUGAGUAUGCUCAAUGCCUGUUAUCAAGCGGCAGGGAAAGUACCCAACUUUCUUGCAGUGAAUUUCUACAUGAGGAGCGAUGGCGGGGGAGUUUUUGAUGCCUUAGACAGGCUUAAUGGUAGAUCUUUAUGUGGAUGCAAUACUGUUGCUGCUUGCCAGCCAGGGGCAGCAAAUGGAGUCUGCAAGAAUGUAUCGGUUCCUUCAAUAUCAUCUCCUGCAACACAUGGGUCCUCAAGUUCUACCCAACCUCUGCAGACUUCACAGGCUUCUCUCCCCCAGUUACUCAGUCUGUGGGUCUUGUACAUAUAUAUUGCAAUAUCAUCGUAUGCUGCAGUCACAUUUUCAUUUUUCUAAUGUAUGACAAAAUGAUUGUCUGUUUUCCUCGUCCUUCCGAGCAGCAGAAUGGAUGAUGUGCUAUCGAUUCAGAUCUCUAUUAUGUUUGUAUCUAGCUCUCAUUUAGACACCAGAUAGAACAGGUACAGUUCACGAUUUAGAUUACAGCUAGCCGGUUUACCAGUUCUCUGCUAAAGCCCUUUCAUAAGCGAAGACCAAGAUGAUUUUGGUGCUUUGUUAUCAAAAGAAAAAUGGAACUUUUGCACCAAAAUUAGGGUAGGAGCUAGGAGUAAUUACUCUUGGAAGAAGGCGGCAAUUGCAAAUUCUUUUGGGGGCUUCACUUGGCUGUGUGGGUCAGACUGUUAGGGUUCAUACCCAGAACGAGCCCAAGUUUGUCCACAGAUGUCUUGGUGUUAAUAUUGUAUUAAGAAAAGAAAUAAGAAAAAAGAUUGUAUUUUCCAGAUGGGGGACUCAAUGAAAUGAGACAUGCAUUUUCAAACUCCCACGAUUGCAAGCCAAGAACUGACAUUCAUUACUUGUCCCCCUGUUGAGAUAACAAGAACAUACUUUUACAGGCACAAGUUCGAAGCUACUUUUGAGCUCACUCUCUUUUUGGAUUCUAUUUGCUUGUGUCUGCUCAUGGAAAGCACAUCUCAACAGGAGGCUUUCUGUCCUAACUUUCAUAUAACAAUAUAAGCAAUGGGUUCUCUUUUUGGAUUCUA
This is a messenger RNA of Cryptomeria japonica (Japanese cedar), 3587 nucleotides long. Its product is annotated as PI-PLC X domain-containing protein At5g67130. The transcript is spliced from 8 exons. The record is from RefSeq and is a predicted model, not a curated record. Gene Ontology annotation, molecular function: phosphoric diester hydrolase activity. Gene Ontology annotation, biological process: lipid metabolic process. Lineage: Eukaryota; Viridiplantae; Streptophyta; Pinopsida; Cupressales; Cupressaceae. The coding region runs from base 1636 to 2886 and encodes 416 amino acids.